CUCACAUGAGCCGACGCAUAGGUGUCGGACCUUUUUCGCUUCACAUCUCUGCUUUUUAUUCUCCCCUUACCAAGCACGGUCGACUUAUGAGAGCUUUCACAUCUGGCCCACUGCUUAGAUGGAGAGCCACCAAGGGUAUGUGACAUUGUCUCAGGAAGGGCCGCCACGGCUCGAACUUCAACAAACCGAAGGUCCACUGUUUGAUCUUCCAGACAAUAAUGGACCAAAAAUCUCUUUCUCAGAGAAUGAAGCCGAACGAGACUCUGUGAAGGAAGGAAACUCAAAGCGAACUCCCCUCGACAGCUACAGCCUCUUGAAGAACACCGGAAGGGAAACGCACAAGGUAUCCAACGCGUGGCGAGCAGGCAAUAAAGCUCGGAUCCCGCUCCUCAGCCUGUGCUGCCUGCUCAUCAUGUUUGCAAUUCUCGCCGCCAUGAUCGUAAUCCUGCUCGUUUCUGAUGGCCAAGAUGUGGAAUCCUGGGGCGCCGCAACCAUGAACAUUGGCGGUCAUUCCCACUAUUGGCAGGUUAGCGUCAGUGCCUGGCUUGCCCUGGCAAACUUCCUCCUCUCAAAGACCCUCGCUGUUAUGUUUGCGGAGGCUGUUGCCGUUUCCUGGUGGGUGGACGCCAUCCGUGGCCAGACCUUGAAAAGGCUCCAUUUCCGAUGGGCAGUCGGCAAUUCCAUACAGACAGUGGCAUUGCAUUGGAGGCUAUGGGGCUGGAUAUGCGUUGGAAGUCUAGCAUUUACCAUAUUUGCCGGGCUGGAAGUGGUACUACAACAAGCCAGUUCUUCAACUACAGUCUUGUCGCUGAUCCCUCGAAACAUGACCUCAGAGCUUGCUAGCGCUCUUCCUGCUGGGUUUUCCGGCGUCGUCGCAGCAGUUGCACACGACACUUUCGGCGUGGUUUAUUUCACGCCACCCUUUAUUCAAGUCCUUCAAGACUACAAGAUCCAGUCGCCUGUCUCCCUCGACUUGAAAGGGUGUGACUCUACUUCUAACGUCUCCUGCACCACGCGACUGCCCGGAGUGGGCUUCCAAUAUACCUGCAACGCGACUCGGAGUGCGCUGCUGGAUCCACUGUCCACGGAUCCAUCUGGUUCUGCUCUCCAACCUCCCAACUCGGUUUUUCAGGUGAAUGUCACCACUGGGAUUGAUUGGGAGAUUGGCCUCAGCGUCCUCUGGCAGGACGAGAGAGGCUACCAGGGCAAAACCGUCACGAACCGACAUUGCACUCUCCUGCCGGCUUUGGUAGAGUAUCCGGUCAAUGUUACGCAGGGGGUGGCAACUUUACAAGCACCCACGUCUCAGGUAGAAUGGACAACUUCUCCCAGCAAUCCGGACGAUGAAGCUCUUCUGGUCGAUAAAGUACUGAACCUGCUUCCUAUCCCAGAGCACGACAAGACACUGUACCGCGUCUGGAUUGAAGAGAGCGACCCCAAUUCCGGGCAACACAGCACGCUGGGAGGUGUCGCGCUCGCAUUCUCCAGCCUUUUCGGCUCGAGCAUCGUCCUCAAGAGCGACGUCACCAACUUCGGCUCCGACGUGGCGGUGACGGGGUCCUUCGCGGCGCCCUACGCCGUCUUCGAACACGGCACUGGCGACAUCGACGCGGCGCUCAACAACACCUACGCAUCUCCGAUGAACGCCUUGCUCUCGAACAUCCGAGACAUCAUGUUCCGCACCACGGUGGCGAUCGCGACGCAGAGGGUGGGCGACUACAUGUUCCCGAACUCGUCGGCGCUGGACGUGCAGACGGCGACCGUCCCGGCCCACAACGUCACCGCCCAGGGCGAGUACCGGGUCUACCACACCGUCUACAAGACGAACCGGACCGUCCUCGGCGUCGCGGUCGCGCUGAUGCUGGUCGCCAUCCUGGCCAUCCUGCCCCUCUACGACGGCUACUGGCUGCUCGGCAGGAAGGUCAGCCUGUCGCCCUUCGAGGUCGCCAAGGCGCUGCACUACUCGACCGUCGUGAUCGACAAGCGAACCGGCGAGAGACAGCCCUACAGCGUCCUCGACGUGGUCGCAGGGCCGGACCGGGUGCCGCAGUCCGGCUCCAAUCUGUCCGCCGACGAACUGGUCAAGGUCCUGGGGGCCAGGAAAGUGCGGUAUGGGGAAGUUGGCCCCAAUAUCCUCGGAGUGGGCUUGAUCGAGUAUACAGAGCCGCCCAAGGCGGGGAGGCUUUACGACUGAGGGUAAUGAAGCGGGCGUCUUGGAGUAACGCAUCGGGUGCCAUCCUUGCAUCAUUAUCAUUGCUUGACUUCCCAGCAGCUAUCGCGCGGACCGGUAACAGACUGGUUAGAAGUUUCAGAAUAUCUACUCUUAUCGCAGUACAUUAAUCGCAAAUUGCAGUGUGUACAAUCUCUGAUCCGC
This is a messenger RNA of Cladophialophora immunda, 2374 nucleotides long. RefSeq lists its product as uncharacterized. Lineage: Eukaryota; Fungi; Ascomycota; Eurotiomycetes; Chaetothyriales; Herpotrichiellaceae. The transcript is spliced from 3 exons. The record is from RefSeq and is a predicted model, not a curated record. The coding region runs from base 119 to 2194 and encodes 691 amino acids.